Molecule: messenger RNA, 987 nt
Organism: Naegleria lovaniensis
Lineage: Eukaryota; Heterolobosea; Eutetramitea; Acrasida; Naegleriidae
Exons: 1
Coding region: 1-987 (328 amino acids)
Molecular function (GO): mRNA binding
Source: RefSeq, a predicted model, not a curated record
AUGUCUACGUCUCAACCUCCUGCCAUCAAAUCAACAUCAGCAUCCUCUCUCAACGAUCUACAAUCCCGAUUGGCAAAACUCCAACAAAACAUUUCCCAAAAAUUAAGUAAAACAAGCGCAGCCAUCCCUACACCUGCCAGCUCGUUAGAUCAUGGCACUCCACAACAAACACCGGUUUCGUCCUCAUCGCUGACAUUACCAAGCCAAGCGAAAAUUCAAAAGCCUUCAACCAUCUCCUCCACAGGAGAACCCGUGAAAUCAACCUUGCCAAAAAUUCAAAAGCCUCAUUCAAUGCAAAGCGGAGGGUUAAGCACUACUGCCCAACAUGUAGCCACACAAGUUGUAAAACAAGCAUCUUCAGUAAUUGGAGGAGGUUCACCACCUCCGAAAAUUGGGCAAACAAAAUCAUCCACAAAAAUUAUCAACAAACCAGCUACAGUAAGCUCCACCGUGAUAUCAGCAGGCCCACAAACAAAUGUCAAUAGCAAUACAUCAAACGAACCUACAUUGGAACAACAAAUUUACCUACAAGAUUACCAAAAGCAAAAGCAAACGUCACAAUUACAACAGGAAUAUCAACAACAACUAAAAGAUUAUGAGCAAUCACAAUUGCAACAAAACGAGCAAGCAAAUAAGAAAAAGAAGAAAAAGUUACGGACUGUGUAUACUGCUAGUGGAAAGUCUGACGUUUGGGAAGAUCCGAACUUGGAAGAAUUUGAGGAAAAUGACUUCAGGAUUUACGCUAAUAAUUUGGGUAAUGAAGUGACAGAUCAAAUGUUAGAAAAAUUCUUUUCACACUACCCUAGUUUUUCAAAGGCAAUGGUAAUAAGGGAUAAAAGAACAAACCGAACCAAGGGUUAUGGAUUUAUCAGCUUUUUAGACUGUAACGAUUAUGUGCAUGCUUUAGAAAAUUUGAAUGGAAAAUAUUUAGGAAACCGACCAUUAGUUUUGAAACCAUCUAAAUGGAAAGAUAGAGCCCUAAAAUAA